Molecule: messenger RNA, 1032 nt
Organism: Aspergillus fumigatus Af293
Lineage: Eukaryota; Fungi; Ascomycota; Eurotiomycetes; Eurotiales; Aspergillaceae
Product: DUF3431 domain-containing protein
Exons: 3
Coding region: 1-1032 (343 amino acids)
Source: RefSeq, a predicted model, not a curated record
AUGUUGUUCUUCGGCACCGGAGUCCAGAGCCCGCGCCGUCGCAAUAAGGAAAAGGCAAUUUUCGUCACGGUUGUCAUCAUCUACGCUCUAUACUUUCUGUUCUUUACGAAAAAAUCCACGGACCGAGAGUCGGCUGUUUCGGUCCAUCAUCCGGUCCACGAUGAGGGGGCGAACAGGGACGCGCGUUCGGGGCAGGCAUCUCCGUCGCGCGACACGAGGAUCGAGAAAGAUAUGGUGGUCGCGAGCAUGAAGAGUGAUAAUACCUCGUGGUUGUUCGAGAAUUUCCCCGACUGGCAUAAGAGCGUCUACGUGGUCGACGAUAAGAAUGCGGAGUUGACCGUGCCGCAGAACAAAGGGCGGGAGUCUAUGGUAUAUUUGACAUACAUAAUUGAUAACUAUGACCAUCUACCGGACGUGAUGCUUUUCAUCCACUCGCAGCGCUUCCAAUGGCACAACGACGAUCCCUACUACGACGGAGUCCCCGUGCUCCGUCGUUUCCAAGUGUCUUAUCUCCAAAAGCAAGGCUAUGUCAAUCUGCGCUGUGCAUGGACUCUCGGAUGUCCGGCGGAGAUCCACCCGCACACGGAUACCCACCGUGACGAUGUGCAUGCGGGGGAGUAUUUCAAGAACGGCUUCAUGGAGCUGUUCCCUGGGGUUGACGUACCAGACGAGGUUGGCGUAUCGUGCUGCGCGCAGUUUGGAGUCACGAACUGGAAGGUCCGCGAAAGGCCCAAGAGUGACUAUGUGCGGUUCAGGAAAUGGUUGUCUGAGACGCCACUUAAGGAUGAUCUCAGUGGGCGGAUUAUGGAGUACUCGUGGCAUAUGAUCUUUGGCCAGGGACCCGUGUUCUGCCCCACGGCGGAAGAAUGCUAUUGCAAGGUGUUCGGUUUAUGCGAUCUGACAUGUCCAAACGAAAGGGAAUGCGCUGGGCGCUAUGUGCUUCCGCCUUACUCAACUCUUCCACAGGGUUGGCCGUACAUAGGUUGGAAGGGCCAGCAACAAGAUCCCAGUACUGGACUUCCAGAGACCUAA